Hyaena hyaena (striped hyena) is the source of this 473-nucleotide messenger RNA. Its product is annotated as 5-aminolevulinate synthase, erythroid-specific, mitochondrial-like. Gene Ontology annotation, biological process: porphyrin-containing compound metabolic process. Gene Ontology annotation, cellular component: mitochondrial matrix. Gene Ontology annotation, molecular function: pyridoxal phosphate binding; 5-aminolevulinate synthase activity. The transcript is spliced from 4 exons. NCBI's taxonomy places the organism in Eukaryota, Metazoa, Chordata, Mammalia, Carnivora, Hyaenidae. Bases 56 to 427 code for a protein of 123 amino acids. The record is from RefSeq and is a predicted model, not a curated record.
ACCCACCCGUCGUUCGUUCGUCCUCAGUGCAGGGCAACAGGACUUCGGGCUCAGUAUGGUAGCAGCAGCCAUGUUGCUACAGUGCUGUCCAGUGUUUGCCCGGAGUCACAUAGGCCUCCUGGGCAAGAUGAUUAAGACUCACCAGUUCUUGUUUGGUAUUGGACACUGUCCUAUCCUGGCCACCCAACGACCAACUAAUUCUCAAAUCCAUCUUAAGGCAACCAAGGCUGGAGGAGACUCUCCAUCUUGGGCCAAGAGCCACUGUCCCUUUAUGCUGUCAGAACUCCAGGAUGGGAAGAGCAAGAUUGUGCAGAAGGCAGCUCCAGAAGUCCAGGAGGAUGUGAAGACUUUUAAGACAGACCUGCACAGCUUCCUGGCCUCAAACAGCCUGAGAAAGCCAUUCUCCAGCCUUCAGAGCCAGAGCUAGUUUCAGAAAAGGUCACACACCUGGUACACAACAACAUGGUUGGUGA